AUGAAUGCUACGUGGGAAGCCUUGGGACUGAGCGAGGUCGUGUCUGUACAAAAUUUGGCUUUUGGUCUUCUAAUUUGUCUAGCCUUGUUCCUCGUAGAUCUGGCUGUUUAUCGCCUGCAUCGUUCGCCUAUUGCAGAAUUCCCGGGGCCUAAACUCGCGGCGUUAUCGAGAUGGUACGAGUUCUACUAUGACGUCGUGCUCCGAGGUCAAUUUAGCAAUCAUAUAGCCGAGCUUCACAGAAUCUAUGGACCUAUCAUUCGAAUCACACCGGAAGAGCUCCACAUCAACGACCCUCAGUUUUUCGAUACUCUAUUUAACAAAAACCAGAGAUCCGUAAAGAGUCCCUGGUUCAACGGUAGAUUCAAUAACCAUCACUCUGUUUUCAGUACCUGCGAUGCUGAUCGCCACAAAAUUCGACGGGAUAUGCUAAAUCCAUUCUUCUCGAAGCGUGUAGUAGGACAACAGGAGGCUAUCGUCCAAGAAAAGAUUCUAUAUGCCUGUAACAGGAUAUCAAAAUCCAUUGAGAAGGACAAAUCCGUCGAUUUUUCUCACAUGUGGGAUGCGUUCUCCUCAGAUGUCAUCAUGGAAUAUAGUUUUGGCUUCAGUUACAACAAUCUGAAGUCAAAAGACUUUGAAGGCACUUUUCACGACACCUUUUUAGCCCUUAGCGAGUUUGGAGCCCUUGUAUGUCAGUUUCCGAUACUAGGAACAGCUAUGGAGGCAUUGCCUGAGAGGAUUGUCCGAUUUAUUAAUCCAAAAAUAGACAGAGUCUUGACUCUAUGUCGAGAUCUGUCUAAGGAGAUCGACCACGCCAAAGUAAGACUGAGCCAAGGGAAAGUGCCUGAUCGAGAGACAGUGUUUUACGGGAUGCUUAGACAAGAUGUUCCACCAGAGGAACUAAGUUCCAAACGGAUGAGAGACGAGGCGCAAACUAUAGUUGGCGCGGGUCUGACAACGACAGCCUGGUCGUUAACUACAGCCUGCUACUAUAUCAUUGAAAACCCAGGCAUUCAGGAAAAGCUACAUCAGGAGUUAAUCGAAGCGAUCCCAGACAUCUUUGCGGCCGAUGCCUUCGAUUAUUCAAAGCUGGAAAAGCUCUCAUAUCUGCGUGGAUGUGUCAAGGAGGGAAUUCGCUUGGGAAUCGGAGUCUCGGGAAGGAUGCAUCGCGUGACGAGCGCUCCGUUACCGUAUCGCGGGGUAGUUAUUCCGUCUGGCACGAUUGUUUCCAUGAAUCAUCAAGAUAUCUUGAUGAAUCCUGCAAUUUUCCCAUGUCCCACCGAGAUGGUACCGGAUCGAUGGCUUGGGCAUCCAAGAGCCUUUGACGGAAACUCGCUGGAACGGUACUUUGUUCCAUUUGGAAAGGGAGACAGACAGUGCUUGGGCAUAAAUCUUGCACAAAUGGAGAUAUUCAUAGGCCUGGCACACGUGUUCAGAAAAUUCCGGCUGGAAUUGGACAGCACCGAGCGCUCGGAUGUUGUCAUGGCUCAUGACUUCUUUUUGCCUUCACCGAAACUUGACGCUAAAGGGGUUCGAAUCAAGGUUAUGGAAACAUGUAAAUGA
Molecule: messenger RNA, 1560 nt
Organism: Verruconis gallopava
Lineage: Eukaryota; Fungi; Ascomycota; Dothideomycetes; Venturiales; Sympoventuriaceae
Exons: 4
Coding region: 1-1560 (519 amino acids)
Molecular function (GO): oxidoreductase activity, acting on paired donors, with incorporation or reduction of molecular oxygen; iron ion binding; monooxygenase activity
Source: RefSeq, a predicted model, not a curated record